Molecule: messenger RNA, 5667 nt
Organism: Xyrichtys novacula (pearly razorfish)
Lineage: Eukaryota; Metazoa; Chordata; Actinopteri; Labriformes; Labridae
Source: the annotation of a GenBank genome assembly
CCCCUACUCCAAAAUAUGCUUAACUUGGUGUGAAUUAAACUAAAUCCAUGACUUUUAUUUUUCAUUGCAAACUGAGGAUGUAGAGGCCUUGUUUGUGAGAGUAAGCUGGCGUUAUACCGACCUGAAACUCCCCUUUAUUUAGCGCUACUUUCGGGUGCAAAUAUAGCGCAGGAGGAAGACGGGGCUGUCACACAGGCUCUGCAGAAACAGCGAGUACAUCCUCCGAGUGGAAAACUUCAUUGAAAGUUGCCUAAUCAACAGUGUGCUGCCGGUGGGCGUUGACAUUCUGCCUUUUACGUGUCAACCUAGCGGUCCGUGCUGUUCAGUCAAAGCAGGAAAGCAGCAGGAGUGAGAGUCAGUUAGCUUCGUGUAGCUAAGCUGGAGGCGGUGUCAACAUCCCCACUACAGACUGGGCUGAAGAUAGUUAGAUAAGUCACAGCCAGAUGUGCGGAAAGUAAGUUUCCCAGCUUACCUUCUUCACCGUGUUGGUAGUGGUCUUUAGUUUUUUAUUUUUAGUGCUCUGUUCCCCGAUGCCUCCCUCUAUCUCAAACUGGCUUUGGAGUGAGAGGUUUUGGCUUCCCGAAAACGUCUCAUGGGCGGACCUGGAGCGUCCACCACCUGGAGUGGAGUAUCCCCGACUGAGAGACAUAUUCAUCGCCUUGCCUCUGGCUGUGGGAGUUUUUCUACUAAGAUUGCUAUUUGAAAGGUAAAGAAAUAUAACUUUUUGUCUGUAUGAGCGAACAGUUUGGAGCCUCUUGUUGUGAUACAGCUACAUAAAAAGGCUGAACACAAUCCUAACUUAUGAGUCACUUUUGUUGAACACUAACUUUCUGGGAACUAGUGAGCUAACUCUCUGGAGCCUCCUUUCAUCAUGUGCUUUUCAGCAAAUACACAAAAACUGUCACAGUAACAAAGUUAGCUGCAAUGAAAUCAUGCAAAUCCUCUUUCACCAUUUCCCUUUUCAUUCAUAGUCCCUUAACUUCUACUACAGCUUGUUUCUCUUUUUUCAUCCAUGUUACAGUCAAUGUUGUUUUUGCUUCACUCUCUUAAUAGUAAGUAUCCUCAGCAUUCUUUUGUGGUGACAUGAAAAUAACUUCACCAUCUAGAGACACCAGUUUACCUUGCUGAGCAGCAAUGACAGUCUGCUGUCAUGUAAUUGUUGCUGCAGUUAUAUGACAGAACAGGCAUGUAAUUGUCACUCAGUGUGAUUCCUGGGUAUUUAUUGUGACUUGGAGAGAAGUUGUAAUAGUAUAAAUUAUGCAAAAAAGAGUUGCAGUACUUCCAAUAAGAGGGCAGGCCAAAGUCCAGCCAGUGCGAUCUAUUCAUUUCAAAUAUUGGGAAAACUACUUCAGAUAAGUGGCUUUAUGUUGUAAGACUAAGAUGUAAUAAAAGGAACAGUCAACUCAGCAAGAUAAACCAUAGGAUCUUGUGACACAUAUCAGUCUGUUGUUCAGAGGCGUCCCUCCUGAUUUUCUCUGUCUCCCACCCUCUCACAUGAUAGGUCAUCACUCUGUGUUUAGACUAGGUGCUACAUUCCCCAGGAUUCCUUCUGUGUCUCCCCUAUAGGCUCUAUUGUGCUCUCUAUCCCUCACACACAUGCAUGUCAAACAUUACUCCGUGGAAAAACAGUCACAGUGACACAGUCCAUGUUAGUGAGGCUGGCAGUUCAUCCGCUCCCUCGCUCCCUCUUCCCUUGUCUUUCUCCCUCUCUGAAUGUCUGACUUAAUACCACACCAUCACCAUGUCCCCUCCCUGCCCCCCUCUCACUUUUUUCUUUUUUUUCUGCCUCCGUCUGUGUGUAUACAGGCUAGUGGCCAAACCCUGUGCCCACAUACUUCAGAUUCAGGGGGGAGUGCCACGGCGAGCUCAGUCCAACGAUGUCCUGGAGAGGGUGUAUCAAUCCAAAGCGGUACGUAAAGCCCAUAUUUGUGCUCCAGUUCAAUAAAUGUUCCUCUGCAUGAUGAAGUACACAUGUGACCUCAGUGGAAUACACCACUACAGGCAUAAUGAAACGUUCAGUAAAUGUUUAAUGUGGUAUGUCAUAUCUACUGGUAUUGUGGUUAGAAGCCAAUGAUUUCUUCUCGUCCUUUUUGUAGUGUCCAGACACAAGGCAACUGGAGGGACUCUCCAAGCAGCUGGAUUGGGAUGUGCGGAAAAUACAGAGAUGGUUUCGUAUCCGACGGAACCAAGACAGGCCCAGUACGCAGAAAAAGUUCUGUGAGAGCAUGUAAGUUCCUGCGAAGGUUCCUUCUCAAGUGAUGAAUGAGAUGCACCCUGUACUGAUUGGACACAUGGCUAAACUUUGAUAUAAUAUCACCUGUUUAUCAAAAGAAUUAUAAUGUUUGCCAUGAAAUCUCAACUUCUCCCUCUGUUAAGAUGCAUAUGUUAAAUUCUAAAGUACUAGUGUAUUCAGUAAUUCUGUCCUGCACCCGAACACAGCCUUGAAUAUGUGUUAGCAUAACUGUAACCUGCAGGGAUAUUUUUGAAGAAAAGAACAAGGUGUUCUAUUUUACUAAUACUGUAAGCAUAUUGACAUUAGCAUACAGCUCAAAGCAUUGCUGUGCCAAAGAACAGCUUAACUGAGAAGUUAGUAUAAGUGUAAAUUCUCCAUCAUUUUCUUUAUUGUGCUUUUUUUCUGUCUCUUCAGGUGGCGAUUUACAUUUUACUUGGGGAUUUUUAUCUAUGCAAUUCGCCAUUUAUGGGUGGUGAGUUAAAUAAGCAUGCUAAAUGCUAUUUCAUGCUACAUAUAUGUAUUUCAUAUCGUAAGCUUUGAUUGUAAAUAAACCACACAGCUACAUUUUAAUGACCCAUGCUUAAUCAUAUGCUCUCUUUCCGUUAGUCACCCUGGAUGUGGGAUACCCGACAGUGCUGGUACAACUAUCCCUUUCAGGUUAAUUUAUAUCUUUUAUUAGCAGCGAAAUCAUAACAAGCUGCCUUUCUUGGGCCUGCUCUGUGUAGCACUGUAAUGUUCGUAGCUCAAUGGUUCUGCAUGUUUGUAAAAGGUGUUUCUGCUUGACUCUCUCCCAAAGCCUCUGAGCCCUGGACAAUACAACUACUACAUAGCUGAGCUGGCUUUCUAUUGGUCGCUGAUGUUUUCCCAGUUCACAGAUAUAAAGCGCAAGGUGAGUUUGAAAAAGCAAAUGCAUCAUGUUGUGUUACAGAUGGUUGCUCAAUGGUUGUAAAGCGUCAAAGUUGUUUUUGUUUGCAUUACGAACCCGCAUUCAUUUCAUGUCAUAUCCCUGUUUGCCAUUUUUAUCUGACAAUGUGUUAACAAGCGUAAGUUUUGUAGUUUUUUUAAGCCUCAAGUAUGCUACAAAGCUUAUUAUUUCAACCAGCUCAAGUGUAACAGGUUAGACGAUCAACUGCUGCUCAGCCACGCACAGAUUAUUUGCGGUGUGUUUUAUUUAUAGCCUUUUGUCAACCUGUUAGCCCAGUAUUCACAAAAGUGUUCUUGUUGAUGUAGCAGACGUUUCCAGGAGGUGAUGAUUCUCUACUUCCCCUCAUUGUUUCACUCUUUUAACACUCUUUCUGUCAACUCUUCAUUUCCUGGAUGACAGGAUUUUUUCAUCAUGUUUGUCCACCACAUGGCGACCAUCAUGCUCAUCACAUUCUCGUACGCCAACAACAUGCUAAGAGCUGGCACUCUGGUCAUGUGUGUGCAUGAUGCAUCUGACAUCUUUCUCGAGGUAAAGAGCUCACUGAUGAUGAUUCAUUAAUCUUUUUUCCAUGAAGCAAACUUGUGCAGGUAAGACUAGGCUAGCACAACUGUUAGCAUAACAAGCAUCCCAAUACUGUGCUGCGCAGUGAGCUUCUUGUAUUACCUGUCUGACAGAGAACUUCUCUCAUUAGCAUCUCAUUGACACAAUGUCAUUAACCUGAAGUGUUAGGUGGCUGAGUCACCUGUACUGCCUGUCUAACAGAAAUGCAUCUGUAAUUAGCAUUGCUGUGACAAGAUGACAUUGAAAUGCAGUAGUACAAGUGUAGGCCAAUAAAAUAGGUGUGAACUCAGUUUGGUAGCUAGUAGUCUGUCACUUUAACAGGAAGAUUUCAUGAGUGGAAGUUAAGACAGAAGCUACAUAUUGAAUCACUGUGAAUGAUUUAUUUCUUGUUUAUUCCCAAAGGCUGCAAAGCUGGCCAACUAUGCCAAGUACCAGAGGCUAUGUGAUGGCCUGUUUGUGGUGUUCAGCAUAAGCUUUUUCCUCACCCGGCUUGUCAUCUACCCUUUCUGGUAAGAUACAUGUGGAAUCAUCUAUGUACCAUUGUACAAGCCUUUCCCUUGACACAUUUGUAAUGAACAGAAAAGGAAUGAUUUGAAAAGCACAAUAACUACAGCAUGCAUGUGUUUCCUUUGCAGGAUUGUUUACAGUGUUUUGUUUGAGAGUUGGGAAAUCGUCGGGCCAUACCAGGCCUGGUGGUUGCUCAACGGCCUGCUGUUGGUGCUGCAAGUUCUUCACGUAAUUUGGUUCUACCUCGUUGCUCGUAUUGCUGUCAAAGCCAUAUUCAAGGGAAAAGUAAGUAGAAACAUAUUUCACUUUUUUUGGCACAGUUUUUAUCAUCACUGCAGUGUUUAUUGUUAAUGAAUUCAUGAUUUUUAGAAGGUUACACGCUUUGAUAACACUUAGUAGUUUCACCAUGAAAUCCUGCACAAACAUUCAUGAUCUGUAGAGUACCUGCAGGUCGAGCUGGUCGCUUCAAUUUCCUGUGAAUAAUCUCACUUUGCAUAUUCUUGCUGUUGCCAGAUGAUAAAUCACUCAGAUUGUGUCAAACCCCUGACACAAUCUGCAUAAUUACAUUUGGGGUUUCAGCUUCGAUGCCUCCACAUAUAUUUGACGAUAAAUUUGGAGCAGAAAUUGAUGCUUCUCCUUUACUUAGUGAUCCUUUGUUUUUAUCUGUUAUCUUACCCUGUGUAUGAAUGUUAGUGUUCUUUAUGAGUAUAUCAGCAUUUCUUUACUCUGCGCUGUAUGUUUCAUUCAUUAUUAAAUUUGAUAGUAAAGUUUUGUCUCGUUUGAUUCACCUCACAGGUUUCCAAAGAUGACCGCAGUGACAUUGAGAGCAGCUCAGAUGAGGAGUUAAAAAGUAAAACUCCCAUUCAGACUCUAAAACCAAAGGACAACGGUCUCAAUGGUAACCUUAACGGAGAUGCUCAUGACCACUGAGUCCUUUUGAGCUGAUAUCUUCUCCCAGUGUGGCUUACAUACAUCUCCUGCGUGCCUGUGUGAUUCACCUGGUCGAUUUGACCUCAUGAAAAGACUUGAAACUUUUUUUUUCUCCCUGCGAGAGAUUUGCUGAGUCUUUCAUACAAGGAGGCAACUUAAAUAGAGACACACUCCAUGCGUUGAAUACAGACUCACCAUUGUCUUACUGAGUCAGGUUUACACUGUGUGAGGUUUACAGCUGCUUUUCGCUUUCAGGGGGUCGACAGAAAAACGUGUGCGGUCUGUCUGCACCCGACUGUAUGUGUGCGUGUUCAAAAGUUGGAAAAGUGCUGCGAUAUAAUGUGUAACUGUCAUGAGUCUUUUUGUACAUGUUCAUAAAUUUUUAUCAGUGAAGCUGGUAAUAUAUUCUAAAGCUGUAAAACAAAUCACUGCGUCUGCUCUUCAGAAUAUGCUACAAGUAUCUCUUUAAAUGCCAAAGAUUUCUUAAUAAAAUAUCAAUGCAACAAAUGCA